AUGGCCACCACUGAAGAUAUCCGCAUCGAACCCAUCACGAAUCCAGCUGACUUUGAAGGCUGUUUCAGAGCCCAAGCCAACGCCUUUGGCCACCAAGUCAACGAUGCAGUCUGGAUCGCAUUCAACCCAGGCUGGGAUACACCCGAAGGCGAAAAAGCUUGCGUUCAGCGUCUAGUUGACCGGUUUAACUCUGUUACUCAAAACCGCGACGGGAAACCUAACAUUGUCUAUAUCAAAGCCACCGUAAACGGCACCAUCGCUGGAAUGGCAAUCUGGCAUCAGUUCUCUGUUGUGGAAGGCUGGGGUGAUGAACCUGGUGAUAUCACAAAGGGUUCCUUUUUGGAGGAUUUGUAUCCGGGGAAUAAAACUGAGCAAAAGUUUCUUGCGCAGGCGGAUAAAUCGCUGUUUGGGCGUCGGGGCGAGAUCAUUAGGGAGAAAGCUACCGCUUCGCCCCCGGCGGUCUUUGUUAUGGAUGUUUGCGCUGUUGAUCCUAAGUUCCAGAGAAGAGCAAGGGUUCAAAGCAGAUGGUGA
Messenger RNA from Fusarium graminearum PH-1, 531 nucleotides. RefSeq lists its product as uncharacterized. The coding region runs from base 1 to 531 and encodes 176 amino acids. The record is from RefSeq and is a predicted model, not a curated record. The transcript is spliced from 2 exons. NCBI's taxonomy places the organism in Eukaryota, Fungi, Ascomycota, Sordariomycetes, Hypocreales, Nectriaceae.